AUGGCCGGUUUAAGGAGUGCGCUGCUUCUCCACGUCCUGCUCUUCGUGUUGGCAGGAUUCUGCGGUGUUCAGGGCACUGUGCGGAGCGGAAAAGAGCCGGACAAAACCGGAGGCAAUUUCCUGGAAGACGAGCAAUGGCUGUCUACUAUCUCUCAAUACAGCCGCAAGAUAAAGCACUGGAACCGCUUCAGAGACGAAGUAGAGGAUGACUACGUCAGAAGUGUGGACGAUCCCCAGGGUUCUGAGGAAACAGGUCUGGACACAACCAAGGACCCGUGUCAGAAGGUGAAAUGUGGCUGGAACAAAGUCUGUGUGUCCCAGAACUAUCAGAGACCCUUGUGCAUCAAUCGCAAGAAAGUGGAACACAGGAUGAGACAGCCCGAACCGAAACCUCAAGUAAACAGCUGUAAACCGUGUCCCCUGUCAGCCUCGACCCCUGUGUGCGGAUCUGAUGGACAUAACUAUGCUUCACAGUGCAAGCUAGAGCAGCAGGCUUGUUUGAGUGGUAAAACGCUAGCUGCUAAGUGUGAAGGCCCAUGUCCAUGUGUAGGUGAACCUGUUCCAAAACCUGAGACAGAAACACCUUCUGUAUCCAAAGCAGAGAGCUGCACAGGUCAGGACUUGGCAGAUUUGGGGGACAGACUCAGGGACUGGUUCCAGCUUCUCCAUGGCAAUGCUAGAAUGAACAGCUCUGGUAGACAGGGAUCAGGAACGACUUCAGAGAAGAACUUGGUGGCAGGCUGCAAGGACUCCAUUGGCUGGAUGUUCUCCAAGCUGGACACCAGCAAUGACCUCUACCUGGACCACUCUGAGCUGGCUGCUAUAAACCUGGAGAAGUAUGAGGUGUGUAUCAGACCGUUCUUCAACUCCUGCGACUCAUACCGCGAUAGCAAGGUCUCCAUGGCCGAGUGGUGUCUCUGCUUCUGGAGGGAGAAGCCCCCCUGUCUGGCUGAGAUUGAAAGACUCCAAGUGAAGGAGGCAGCCAAGAGGAAACCAGGUAUGUUUAUCCCGAGCUGUGAUGAAGAUGGAUAUUACAGGAAGCUACAGUGUGACCAGAGUAGAGCAGAAUGCUGGUGUGCUGAUCUACAUGGCACUGAGGUCACCGGUUCACGAGUUCGCGGCAAGCCUGACUGUGACGAGUUAGUGGGCUACUCUGGAGACUUUGGCAGUGGAGUAGGAUGGGAAGAUGAAGAAGAGAAAGAGACAGAGGAAAAUGCAGAAGAGGCUGAAGAAGAAGAGGAGCCUGAACCAGAAGAGACUGAUGAUGGAGGAUACAUCUGGUAGACAAAGUUCACCAUUAUCAUUGCACUUGUGCUCCUUGAAGCCCAUUUGUUAUCAAUCUUAAUUCAAUUAAAUAGCAUAUUGCUUGAAGGAAGCUGUUGGAAAGGCUUAAUGGUCGAUUUUGACACAUUUAUUAUGGGUUUCGGUUUUAUUCUUUGAAUUCUCAUGCUGAUGCUUUCUUAAAACAUACAGAUCUGAUCAGGUAUAUUUAAAAAAUACUAAUAAGACAUUUGAACUUGAAAUGAUCACAUUUAAGCAUUAAAUCACGUUGCCUAUCUUCGCUUGUAGUGACAUAAUGUGCUGAGUAUAAUGUGUUAAUCAUUAAUCCAAUCGAAAACAGUGAUGUGAAUGCAAAUCUGCACUACUGCUAAAAAGUAAGACAUGGGAACAUGCUUGCUUGUAACUGAGAAGCUUAUCAAGCUGAGCUCUAGAUCAGUACAUUAAACUCUGACUUUAAUUUAGAGGAAUUUAAUGUAAGAUGGAUUACAGUAUGCUUGUAUAAUAUCUACACAGGAAGUGGCUCUGCUGUGCUGAGGAACAGCCACUGAUUUAAGAGAAUCAUCGAUAACUUUUAAUUAAUAUAAUUCAUUAAUUUAUUUAAUUAACUCUCUCUGUUAAACGGUUAUGAACACAAGGUUGUUGUAGAUUUUCUUAUAAUGAUCUACAAUUUAUUUCUGUCCACUAUACUAUAACUACUAUUCUAACAUUAAUUACAUAUUUAUAGAAAUAACAGAACGACUACCACAUUUCUGAUGGAUAGAAAUGACCAUAAUAACACCAGUCACCGAUUUUCAUACACACAAUAUGUACACACAACUACAUCUUCCGAUGAUGAUCUUGUUGCUCGUUGGUGUUCAUUUCCUUGAAUGUCUUUUUCUGCGUUUUCUUUAAACUGUACUUGGAAAUUUGUAAACUCAAAGACGAGUGAUUUUCUUAUGCUUUUGGCAAGACAUGUGAGAUGGCUCUAUAGUUUUUACAGUAAUUGCAUGUCAGUUAAGAAGAAUGUACAUUUCCUGAAUGAAUGUUGAAUAUUAUGGCUCUCCAAUGUGACCGCUUUUGGUUCUUCAUCUCAUUGUGAGUAAUUGUGAAAGACAGUGACAUAACAACAGUCCAAACAUGAUGUCCGCUUUAAAAUCGAAAAAAAAAAGAGUUAAUGUUACUAAUGUAUUAAGUUGUGUUUAGAUUGUUAUACAUGUCUAUGGGAAUAUAAGUACUGUAUAUUGUGACAUUUUAAAUGAAACAUUCUCAAUUUGAAGGGAAACAACCUAAAACUAAGAGUUUAAAUGUCCAGGAAUAUUAAGCAGAAUUGAUGUGUACAUCAUGUAAACAUAAUAAAAGGACUAUUUAUUGCUAUGGAGAUUUGCUAGAGGAAUGUUUAGAAGUGAUGAACACAUUACACACAGCGUAGCAGCACUGUAAAGGCUUUAUAAUGACACGUAUUCUGUUGUGAAGGUCAAAGUCAAAUGACGCUGCUGCUUUGUUUCAUGAAUUCUAAGACAAACAACAUCAUAAAAAAGGAACAUGCAGUGUACAAACCUAGCUAUCUGCCUCAAUUUAUUGUGAUUAUGCUUGUCAUCACUGUUUACUUAUGUAAAGUCGGUCAUGCGGUGUUAUACAGAACUGCUGGAAUAGGAGGAUUCGAUGCGCUUUAAUUAAUGUAACGUGAGAGAAUGUCUGAGAAUUACAGAGAUUGUGAUUAGUUGAUGAUCCACAUCAGUUCACACUGGAUUAAAGCUUGGAGGAGAGAGACGAACAUGCACACUGGAAACGUUAUUACUGUAUUUACCUGUAAAUACAGGUAAAUUAAACAUACAGGUAAAUACAGGUAUUUACCUGUAAAUACAGGUAACAUUUCCAGUGUUAGCAGUGUAGCAACUACAAUGUGCUGUAUUUACCUACAGCUACAAUGUUACCUAUAUUUAACUGUAUUCAGGUAAAUACAAGUGUUAGCAGUGUUAGCAGUGUAGCUACUACAGUGUGUGUGUUCAUCUCUCUUCCAAGCUUUAAUCCAUUAUAAGCUUGAAACAUUAUAGAAUAGAAUAGAAAAGACCAAAAUUUUACAGAUUUGGGACAGAAAUAAGGACAAUCCCCCUUCCACACGUUCUCUCGCUUCACAUUAACACCGAGCUGCUACUGUGUACUCAUUGCUGCUUAGCUCAGCUCGUGACAUGUUUUCUCACUGUGUUUGAUAUUUGAUAAUAAACCAGCACUGGAAUCA
Messenger RNA from Tachysurus fulvidraco (yellow catfish), 3499 nucleotides. Its product is annotated as testican-2. The coding region runs from base 1 to 1284 and encodes 427 amino acids. The record is from RefSeq and is a predicted model, not a curated record. The transcript has 11 exons. Gene Ontology annotation, molecular function: protein binding; calcium ion binding. NCBI's taxonomy places the organism in Eukaryota, Metazoa, Chordata, Actinopteri, Siluriformes, Bagridae.